CAACAACCAACCGCUCCACAGCCGGCCUUCCUGCUAUCCUGUACUGGUAUCGUAGCCUGGAGACCCCAACGCCAACUUUGAAUGGCGCCCCAAAACAACAUAUACAAUAGUCCUAUUACCUGUGCACUUUACUCCUGUACAACGUCCCAUAUAUUAAUAUCACCAUCAUGAAGUACCAGUAACACAGCAACAUGACCACCACUACCCCAUCUCCCUACAAAGUCCUCUUCAUCCUCGGCGGCGGCCCCCGCAUUGGCCAUUUUGUCGCCAAACGGUUCCUACAAGAUGGAUACAAAGUCGCCAUUGGCCGACGACACCCUCCAUCCGACAAAGACACCUCGGACUCUCACGUCGAACUUGAACCUGAACUGAAAAAAGUCCUAUUUGUCACCGUCGACGUGUCGAGUCGAGAAUCGAUACACUCUGCCUUUUACCGAGUGGAAGCCGAACUCGGGGUUCCUAAUGUGGUUGUGUAUAAUGCCGCUGACCUCACAUUUCCCACCAACAUCGACGACCCGUUUGCAAUCUCGCCUGCCGACUUUGAACAAGAUCUGGCCGUGAACGCGAGCGGCGGAUACUCUGCUCUUCACCAUGCGAGUCGUGGAUUUUUGCGUCUGAAAAAAGAAAAGAAAGGGUCAGACUCGAUUCCGACUCUUCCGUGCGUCUUUAUUGCAACGGGGAAUGUCACGCCGUUUCAACCUGAUCCCAUGGCCACGACUUUGGGGUCGGGCAAGGCUGCACUGGCGUAUCUUGUUCAGGUGGGGAUGAAGGCUUACGAAGGGAAUGGGAUCCGGUUCUAUUUCGCCUCCCAGGUCACUGGAGAAGAUAAGCCCGUUCCGUAUCAGGAAGUCAGCGGUCUCGCUCAUGGUGAAGUGUAUUUAAACUUGGUGAAUCGGGAUCUGGCUCGCAAUGUGUGGCAUGUAAAGUUCACGGCGAAUAAGGAUGGGACGAAGGCGAGGGUGGAAUGGGAGACUGAAUAGCCCAUAGAUACCAUGUCCGAAGUCAUGUAUGUCUAUGCUAUAUUAGGAAAAUGAGGAUUAAUAGAGGUUUGAUAUAGGUUCAGGAUAGGUUCAGGAUACUAAGUAGGUUUAGGAUAGGUUCAGGACAGGUUCAGGAUAGUUUAAUAGAUAAUUAGUACUAAGUAUAGAACUAAUAGACUAAUAUAGAAUACUUACUAUAUAGCUAGGAAUUAAA
Exophiala dermatitidis NIH/UT8656 is the source of this 1194-nucleotide messenger RNA. RefSeq lists its product as uncharacterized. Lineage: Eukaryota; Fungi; Ascomycota; Eurotiomycetes; Chaetothyriales; Herpotrichiellaceae. The transcript is spliced from 3 exons. Bases 192 to 980 code for a protein of 262 amino acids. The record is from RefSeq and is a predicted model, not a curated record.